Messenger RNA from Engraulis encrasicolus (European anchovy), 2399 nucleotides. Its product is annotated as solute carrier family 15 member 1-like. NCBI's taxonomy places the organism in Eukaryota, Metazoa, Chordata, Actinopteri, Clupeiformes, Engraulidae. The record is from RefSeq and is a predicted model, not a curated record. Gene Ontology annotation, biological process: dipeptide import across plasma membrane. Gene Ontology annotation, molecular function: dipeptide transmembrane transporter activity. Bases 16 to 2076 code for a protein of 686 amino acids. The transcript is spliced from 21 exons. Gene Ontology annotation, cellular component: plasma membrane.
UUCUCCUACUAUGGAAUGCGAGCGGUGCUGGUGUUGUACUUCACAUACUUCUUGAGAUGGGACGAGGACUUGUCUACCUCUAUUUACCAUGCCUUUGUGGCCUGCUGCUACCUCACGCCCAUCCUGGGGGCCAUUAUUGCCGACUCCUGGCUCGGGAAGUUCAAGACUAUCAUAUACCUGUCCAUUGUCUACGCUGUUGGCCAGGUCGUGAUGGCUGUUAGCGCCAUUCAUGACAUCACUGACGCAAACAAAGAUGGCGUACCAGACAACCUUACUCUUCAUGUGGUUCUUGCCAUGAUUGGCCUGUUCCUGAUUGCGUUGGGGACAGGUGGGAUCAAACCAUGUGUGUCUGCCUUUGGAGGGGACCAGUUUGAGGACCACCAGACAAGGCAAAGGAGUACAUUCUUUUCGGUGUUCUACCUGUGCAUCAAUGCCGGAAGCCUUCUGUCUACCAUCAUCACGCCGAUUCUAAGAGCUCAGGAGUGUGGCAUCCACAGCCAACAAAAGUGCUACCCGCUUGCCUUUGGGGUGCCAGCAGCUCUGAUGGUGGUUGCAUUAGUUGUUUUCGUGGUUGGAAGUGGCAUGUAUGUCAAAACUGCUCCAACUGGAAACAUCAUGGGGCAGGUUUCUAAAUGCAUUGGUUUUGCCAUCAAGAACCGCUACAGGCACAGAAGCAGUCAGUAUCCCUCAAGAGAACACUGGAUGGACUGGGCCACAGAGAAAUAUGACAAACUCCUGAUCCAGCAGAUCAAGAUGGUCCUCAAGGUCCUGUUCUUGUAUCUACCCCUGCCUAUGUUCUGGACCCUGUUUGACCAAAAGGGAUCUCGCUGGACUCUGCAAGCUACCACCAUGGAUGGAAACUUUGGAUUUCUCAUUUUACAACCAGAUCAAAUGCAGACUUUGAACCCUAUCUUGAUUCUCACUUUGGUUCCAAUAACUGACCGUCUUAUAUACCCACUCAUUGAGAAAUGUGGCUUCAACUUCUCGCCGUUGAAGAGAAUGACAGUUGGGAUGUUUCUGGCAGCUAUGGCCUUUAUUUCUGCUGGCUUUGUUCAGCUUGAGAUUGAUAAAACCUUGCCUGUUUUCCCCACAAGUACUGAAGCCCAAGUAAGGGUUCUUAACAUGAGAACUACAGAGCUGACAGUAACAAUCCCGCCUUAUGAGUCUUUUCAACUUGGAGCUAACCAGGCAAAUGGGAAUGGGUAUUUAACAUUUGUCAAUGACGAGAUAGAUGUCUCAUUGGGCUCACCAAAUGAACCCGGACUUACCAAUGUCACAAAAGGUAUCAGGCAGACUCUAGUGAUCACUCCUGUUGGUGUUGAGGUCUUUAAUGAUACAAAUAGCAAACCAGGUCAAGGCAACAAUGCCGUAAGAUUCAUCAGUGCCACAGCAGUAAGUGUGUCCGGAGGGGAAGUAGAAACUGGAAGUUUAGUCCCAUUCACAUAUUCAAACUACACCCUGGUGCCCCGCGGGACGAAGACAUUCACAAUCAGCAGUGAUGUUGGUGGACAGCCAUGUGAAUACACCAAGGACUUCGGCUUUGGAGCCUCCUACUCUUUCGUCAUCCCUGCCACUAUCUCAGGGGAGAAUUGCGGGGUUCAGGAGGUGGAGGAGAUGCAGCCCAACAGUGUCCACAUGGCUCUCCAGAUCCCACAGUACUUCUUCAUCACGGCAGGGGAGGUUGUCUUCUCUGUGACCGGUCUGGAGUUCUCUUACUCACAGGCGCCAAGCAACAUGAAGGCGGUUCUUCAGGCUGGCUGGCUGCUUACUACAGCUAUGGGCAACUUCAUUGUUCUGAUUGUGGCCCAAAUAUCAAAAUUAGUCCAAAUGAAACGGUGGGCGGAGUACAUACUCUUUGCAUCACUCUUGCUGGUCGUUUGUGUAAUAUUCUCCGUCAUGGCCUAUUUUUACACCUACAUUGAUCCUGUUGCUAUUGAGGCUGAAUUCAAGCGGAAGGAGGGACUUGAUGAAAAGGAUGAAAAGGGAGAAAAGGAUGAGAAAGAGAAGCUGGAACUGAAAGAGAAAGAGGCGUACCAUGAUGAUGACGAGGAAGAGCCAAGACAGACCAAAAUGUGAACUCAAAUGUGAAUCAGAUGGAUCGUCUAGCGCUGGGGAACCUAUGUCUCGAGGGCCGUUUAUGGCCCUUGAGGCCGUCUUAUUCGGCCCCUGAUACAAUUUUUAUGUUAUGCAGUUUCACAUGAAAUGUGACAUGUUUUGUAAAGGAAUCUUAGAAAUUACAUUUGAGGGGGGCGCGGUGGCGCAGCGCGCUAAGCCCCCCACACUUGGGCUUGCAUGCCCACGGGGACCCCGGUUCGAGUCCGGCCGGGGUCAUUUCUCAACCCUACCCCAUCUCUCUCCACAUUCACUUCCUGUCGCACCUUCACUGUCCUAUCCGAAAU